Molecule: messenger RNA, 210 nt
Organism: Rodentolepis nana
Lineage: Eukaryota; Metazoa; Platyhelminthes; Cestoda; Cyclophyllidea; Hymenolepididae
Source: the annotation of a GenBank genome assembly
UGAAGAAAGAAUAAACGUUGUGUAAUUUCCUGAAUUAAUUCCUUCGACGCGUCUUCAGGAAAAAAUUUUGCUCUGAAUUCGAAUGCAAAAGGAGAAGUCUUUUUGAUGUCGAUUGAAGAUAUAUUCUCAAGCAACCGUUUUCCAUUCGUUGUUGAUUUCACUGCAAAAUCGAGCUCAGCUUCGAGUGUAGAUACACAAACAUUAAUCUAA